AUGCCUGCGCAACCGGAACUCGGCAAGUUUAGAGCUGAGGUCAUGUGGAGAGCCAGAGCUACCGAGAAGCUCAAACUGAAAGCCGCUCAGAUUGAGGCGGUCGCGAGCAAGGCCGCGAGCGGGGCUCGGCUCGGUGACCCGCGGCGGGGACGCCAACGAAGCCGAGGGCCCGCCCUCACAGUGAGGCCACGGCAAUCUGAACAUGGAAGUGAAUCUUUGAAUAUUGAUCCUAAAAAGUUGCUUGGCAGCUAUACUCCUGUUCGGUCUGAUGCACUUGUGGGAGAGCUCAAGCUAUCAGAACCCUCUGAUAUUAUUCUUCCAGAGGAACCAAAAAUUGAAGCACUUUGUUUUAGAGGGAAAGAAGUUGAAGGAGAAAUACUUACAGCUGUUGAAGUAAUUCCUAAAAGUGACAUUCAGCAUCAUAUCUGGAACAAGUACAAGAAAGAGAUUAAAUAUCAAUGGUUUUAUUCAAAUGGAGAUAGAGAGCAGAGGUCCUUUGAACCACUUGUAUCUCAGGUGUCUUGCUCAUAUAAGGUGCGGUUUGAGGAUAUAGGCCGAAGUUUGAAAUGUGAAUGCACCAUCACAGAUGUGUUUGGAAGAACAAGCAAUACUGUUUCAGCACAAACGUCUUCUAUAUCACCAGGGAUACCCAAGAUUGAUAAGCUGGAAAUUGAAGGAAGAGGCUACCACACAAAUUUAUAUGCUGUUCGAGGUAUUUAUAGUGGGGGUAAAGAAGGCAAGAGCAGAAUCCAGUGGCUUAGAUCAAUGGUUGGAAGUCCUGAUUUAAUCUCCAUACCAGGGGAGACAAGUAGGAUGUACGAGGCCAAUGUUGAUGAUGUAGGAUACAGGCUGGUAGCAGUUUAUACCCCGGUAAGGGAGGACGGAGUCGAGGGACAACCUGUUUCAGCAUCAACAGAUCCAAUUUCAGUUGAGCCUGAUAUUUAUAAAGAAGUGAAGCAGAAACUGGAACUAGGAUCUGUGAAAUUUGAGGUACUUUGUGAGAAAGACAGGCCUGCAAAGGAGGCUCCAGGUGCAGGAAAUCUUGAAAGAAGAAUUCUAGAAGUCAACAGAAAAAGGGUCAAAGUUGUUAAACCUGGUUCUAAGACUUCAUUUCCGAAUACCGAAAUUCGUGGAACCUAUGCCCCUCCUUUUCAUGUUGAGCUAUACCGGAACGACCCGCACCGAUUCAAGAUUGUAGUAGACAGCGACAAUGAAAUGGAUUUGAUGGUGCAAACUAAACACUCGUGUGAUAUCAUUGUCCUCGUGAUAAGAGGCUUCGCCCAGCGAUUCAACAGCACUUCCCUAAAUUCACUUCUGAAGAUAGAAACUUGAUUGUCGCGGCCUCAAACUAAUUUCAUCGUACGGUGGUGAUCUUGUUGCCUAAGGUUGUUGCGGGUUGUGAGCAUCCAUUGGCAUUGUGAUUUUAGCUGUAGGGUUUGGAUCUUGUGUAUGAUUGAUCUAUUUGUCUGUGGGUGCUUCGAUCCAAGGGAUGUGUUUUCUUUAGCAAGAACUUGCUUUUGCUAAUGAUGUGUGUAUAUAGAAUGUCUAGCAAUGGAAGAUCAUGUUCGUGAAGAUUUUAAAUGAAUUAUGCCAUUUGAAAACUAUAA
Zingiber officinale is the source of this 1607-nucleotide messenger RNA. Its product is annotated as 187-kDa microtubule-associated protein AIR9-like. The transcript is spliced from 11 exons. Gene Ontology annotation, cellular component: plasma membrane; plasmodesma. NCBI's taxonomy places the organism in Eukaryota, Viridiplantae, Streptophyta, Magnoliopsida, Zingiberales, Zingiberaceae. The record is from RefSeq and is a predicted model, not a curated record. Bases 1 to 1332 code for a protein of 443 amino acids.